Messenger RNA from Portunus trituberculatus (swimming crab), 2369 nucleotides. RefSeq lists its product as uncharacterized. The coding region runs from base 270 to 758 and encodes 162 amino acids. The transcript has 4 exons. Lineage: Eukaryota; Metazoa; Arthropoda; Malacostraca; Decapoda; Portunidae. Gene Ontology annotation, biological process: regulation of synaptic transmission, cholinergic; sleep; positive regulation of voltage-gated potassium channel activity. The record is from RefSeq and is a predicted model, not a curated record.
UUGGUUUCCUUUGCACUCGUUGCCUCAGUUCCUCUCACGUCCUUGCUACGGCGUGAUUACUACCGUGUGUACACAGCAUAUAAAGUAAACAGGUAGCAUCAGGUGAACAGCAAUCUUAUCAGUGAAAUUUGCGGUAUAUCAAAAGGACGCUUGUCAGAAGAGUGGGAAAGUCGGUGGGAAGCGAGGAGUCAGCGUCAGAGGACAAUCCAUUAAUACGUUGCAGAGGGCGGGCGGCGGCUUUUGAGGAUGCUGUAAAAUAUUCACACGGUAUGUCUAACGACAAGUCCCUUCAGAAAAUGACCAUGCCAAAAGGUGUUCGUUGUCUGCCGGUGUUGCUGUUGUUCCAUUUUUUGGCACUGGAGAAAGGUGUCCGGGGCAUCAGCUGCUAUGUGUGCUCCUCCAAGAAUGGGUCAGACGUGAACUGCGAGGACCCCUUCCACCCCGCCCACUCUGUGUUCUCCCAAGACUGUAAAGUGCCCAAAGAAGGUCACAUCGGCCAGUUUCCUGCCAACUACUGCGUCAAAAUCAUUGGAACUUCAGUGAGGACGAGUGAGUCGUUGAUGAUCCGGACGUGCGUGCUGGAAAACAUGGACUCCCAAUGCGGAGUCUUCAAAUUCGGAGGCGAACAACUAACCGGAUGUAUCUUGACGUGCACCUAUGAUGGCUGCAACGCCGCCCCGCCCGCCGCCAUCUCCCGCCUAUCUCUGUUGCUGCUGCUGCCCCUUGCCUUACUGCUCAUUGUUUAUCGUUUGUGUUAAUUGUUCGUUAUUUCUGAGAGUUGAUUAUUUUGUUUUUGCAAUUGUUAUUCUAAAGUGGAUGAGUGUUGAAAAUAAGGAAAAGGGCACCUCGGGAUAGGGUAAGAAACAAAAAACAAAAAAUAUUCAGUAUUUUGUUACUUUCUUAGCAAAGCAGUGAGAAGUCUGGUGAAGUUAUUGAAAGCAACUUGUCAUGCAACGUAUUAAGUUCAAGUAGUGAUGUGCUGGUGGCGAUAUUUCUGACAAAUUUCCAAUACGAUCGAAAUGUAUGUGUGUGUGUGUGUGUGUGUCGUGUACACCAGCAUGACCUCUAUGAAUAGGUUUAAUAGCUCAUUGAAGCUUCAGACUUCGAAACAAAAGAUUCAUGGUCUUUCGGCAAAGCUUCGGAUUUUUGUGUGCAGACUUCAUUAUGAAUUAACGAAAGUAUUUUACAGGGAAGUAUUGUUACUAACGGUGCCGUAGGUAAGAAAAAAUCAUGUAAUUCUCAUGAUUAUGUUAAUACAGUAUUACAUAGGUGACAUUUAAUUAUUCAUUACAUUUAAUAACUAACAAUAGUCUUUAGCGUAAUGGUCAAGCUGUUUGGUGAGAAUAUGCAAAGCGGAGACGGAUUUCACGGGAGAGUAAAGGAGUCAUUGCUUGAAAAAAGAAAAUGUGGAAAGGCCCUGUCACUCAUGUAAUUUUCUCAGCCAUUCCUUCAUCCCCUUUGCCACUUUACCGUUUAAAAUUCAUCUUUACACCAUUUCAACGAUACUCUUUAUGUGUGUGUGUGUGUGUGUGUGUGUGUGUGUGUGUGUGUGUGUUUGUUUGUUGUAGUUAUACUAGUUGUUAGAAUCAGACAAUAUACAAACACAUAAUUUUGAUCAAUUGCCUUGUUCUGGAUUUUUUUUUUUUUUUUUUUUUUUUUACUAUUAUUAUCUUAUCGCACCUGCCAUUGAUUAAGUGCAUCAUUACUUUUUUUUUCUGUAAGACCACCAAUGGGAAACCGAAGGAUUCAAUGUUUCAACUAGGCUUUAAAUGCGGUUGUCAAUUAUCGUUUAUAUUGAAAGUAUUUAACAUUAAGCGUGAGUAUCUUACAGGAAUCUGUUGCCAGUAGAGAGGUUAUAGAGCAAUAUUACGUGUGUUGCAUACGAGUAAUUCAUUAUUUAGCAUGUACAUCAAGUCCUUACAACGUCGUUAUAAUCGUUCUGGUUGUUAACAUAGUAAUGACAUUCAGCAAAGAGUGAAGCAAAGAUUGAGAUAACCCUGCAGUCUUCGAGUAGUGGCCGUGGAAGAGAGGUUGAGAGAAGAAUGUGCACUUCCACCACCAUGUUGAAGGUAAGGGAGAGUUUUGCUGAAGGAAUCGACACAUUAAUGUUAAGUUUUGUCCUAUUUCUUGUUAUGCCACCGUAUGUUACUUAUUCUUAAAUUGCUUGGUAUUCACUCGUGCAAAUUUUAACAAGUUACAGCGUAGUUAUCUUACAUUUGUCACUUUUUUUUGUACGGCGACAAAAUGUAUGAAUAUAUUAAUGAUUGAAUGAUACGGACAAUAACGAAUAAGGCGAUAAAUGUUAUUAGAUGAGUGAUGUUGUGUUUGUUUUAAAUGUAACCCUAGUUAUAAAGUUUUCAUUUACCAUU